Molecule: messenger RNA, 1196 nt
Organism: Lutzomyia longipalpis
Lineage: Eukaryota; Metazoa; Arthropoda; Insecta; Diptera; Psychodidae
Gene: Taf11
Product: transcription initiation factor TFIID subunit 11
Exons: 1
Coding region: 92-850 (252 amino acids)
Biological process (GO): RNA polymerase II preinitiation complex assembly; transcription initiation at RNA polymerase II promoter
Cellular component (GO): transcription factor TFIID complex; nucleus
Molecular function (GO): transcription coactivator activity; protein heterodimerization activity
Source: RefSeq, a predicted model, not a curated record
CCCUCGCGCGUUUGACAGGUGAAAUUGUAAACAAAAACAGAGAGAAGUUUCUGGAGGAGGAUUUUUGUUGCAAAGAAAAGGGAAGGAAGCCAUGGAGAGUAUUCUGUAUCGUCACAAUUCAGGUUCAGAUGGUGAUGAAGAUUUCCACGACAGAGGGCUCCUGCAGGAUUCCGUGGAGGAGACACAGGUGAAAGAUGAACCGAGUGAAAGUAGACCGAAGCACCGAAGAUCCGAUUCCUUCCUCAGUCACUCUGAUAGUGAUCCAGCAGAUGAGGAUUUUGACUCAUCCGACAUGGCUAAUGCGAUUGAGAAGAAUCUCCUGGGGGAGUUGAAUGAUGUAAAAUUGCCCAAAGUCAGCAUAAAGCACGAAGAGGAGGCUGGGAAUCGUGUUGAGGAUGACAUCAUUCUCCCAACGGAAGUACAACCCACAGCCGAUAGGGAUUUGGAGCAGAAGAAUCGUGAUAGGCAAAAGAGGAAAGAGAUGAAGAGCCGGAAAGAGGCGGAGGAGGAGGAGCGUGAGAAAAUGCAGGUACUUGUGUCGAAUUUCACGGAGGAGCAGCUGGAUCGCUAUGAGAUGUUCCGUCGAUCUGCCUUCCCAAAAGCCGCCGUGAAGCGUCUUAUGCAAACCAUAACGGGUUGUUCGGUGUCACAGAACGUCGUGAUUGCUAUGUCGGGUAUUGCCAAAGUAUUCGCCGGGGAGGUUGUUGAGGAAGCUCUGGAUGUGAUGGAGGCAGCCGGGGAAACGGGAGCUCUUCAGCCAAAGUACAUUCGUGAAGCAGUUCGAAGGCUUCGUAGACGUGGGGCUAUCCCCUCAGGACGAGCACAUAAGCAAUUCUUCCGUCUCAACUGACCCCACCAGGCAUACGCAGCAUAACAUCUGCGGUAAUCAAACAUGGGGAGGAGAAGCACACACGAAAACACAAAAAAAGAAACAUCCCGAAAAGGGCAAUGACAGCUUAUCGUCAAAAGUUUUCUUUUCCCGCUUCUUCCCGCCUUUUGAUAAAUUCUAACUUCCCCGCACCAGCUACUCAACGGCCAAUUCCAUGCGACAUCCCUGUAGUCCAGGCAAUUUACGAAAGAAAUAUUGUAAAGAACAUUCAACUGAUAAUUUAUAAAAUUGUAAUUAUUUUUAAUGCAAAUUAAUCAAUCCGAUCAAUGGAUCAAUGUUAAAUAAACAAGGAAGUUUAGUAAAAUUA